GUAGCUAGCUUCUAGAUUAUUGUUUUGGUUAAUUGUCUAAAUUAUUAGUUAAAACAUGAUAAAGAACUUGGUAUUCUUGACCAUAGUGCUGUCAAUAACCAGAUCAGUUCUAACGGAAGACCUACAACACCAAAACUAUCAGCAAAUCGAUCCAGUAUACGAUGAUACACAGGAAUCCCCAGAAAAAGAUCAGGAUAAAAGAACAAUUUUCUCUCCCACGUACUCCAAUUAUGGAGUGGCGAAACACAUUGGUCUAAGUCCAACUGGCAAGAAACACGUGCUAGGUUACAGUACUGUUGAUUUGAAAUUCGUGCCGGUAGUCAAACCUAUCAUAAAACACGGCUACCAUUACACCAGGCCAAAAGUCCACUUCAAACAUCCGUUGGUGGUAAAACCAAUUCGCCCAGUAGUACACGCCACCGCAUGGAAACCUUUAAAACCAGUACUGCCAGUUAAUGUGCCACCACCAGUACAUCAUCAUCAUCACGUGAAACCUGUGGCAGUACCAAUACAUAAACCAGGUCUUGCAGUUAAACCAACCCUUCUCCUCCAAGGACUUCCAGUAAAACCAGCAGUACCGUUCAGGCCGGUAGUACCAGCCCACGUCGACUUACAUCCAGUCGAUCAUUUGCAUACGCAUGUAGACCACGUGCAUCCAGUAGAUCAUUUACAUUUGGACCACGUACAUUUGCAACAAGCCGUACAAGUCGUACCAGCUCCCUCAUUGGUGCCUACAGUACAAGCAGUACCUAUAGCAGUCGCACCAGCACCAGCUCCAGCUCCAGCUCCACUGUUGCCAGCGUUUAGACCGUCGCCGUUGUUCGAGGUAACUAAGCCGAACUUGGGCGUCCUUCCUCUCGGAGCAACCUUCCAGUCGCCAGUGCUGCACAACGUUCCACAAGCGCCUCAGGUGGUACACCAGCAAUUCAUCCCUCAACCAAUUGCAACUCCUGUUUUACCACAGCCUGUCGCAACUCCAGUUUUGCCACAGCCUGUCGCCACUCCAGUUUUACCACAGCCUGUCGCCACUCCGGUUGUUCCUCAGCACGUGCAUCCGGUGUUGCCGCAGCCUGCGUUGGCCAGACCUGUUGUGCAGACUGCUGGUGUUACUUCCGUGGAGUUCCACGGCACUUACCAUCCGACGCCCAUCAACGGACAGAUUCCAGCCAAUGUUUUGCCAGCCGUUCCAAAUCAAGUACAGAAUUAUUUCCCUGCUGUAGACGCUGUACAUUCCAUUUUGCCCACUAACUACCACAAUUUCCAAUCCCACAACAUUCCUCAACAACCCCACGAUAUUUCCCAAGUGUUCCAUCCUCAAGUACCCAUACAGCCUCAGCCAGAACAACUGGCGCCUCAAAACUUCUUCCAGCAACAACUUCCCGAAACUGCAACCAAUCAAUUUGCCCAACAACCACAACAGCAGUUCUUCCAACAGCUGCCGGAGAAUACGGCCUCCCAAUUUGUCCCCCAGACUGUCCAACCCCUACAACCUGCAAACAAUGAUGGUUAUGUGUACUCUCAGCCACAACAACAGUUGCAGCAGUACCAUCAAGAACAACAGCUGCAACAGUAUCAACAAGAACAAGACGAUGGUUUUACGGGACAAAACAUAAUCCAACCGGGGCAGACUGACCUACAGUUUCCUUUGCAUCUUCCUCAACACACCUUGUUGAACAGUCACCAAUAUCAGCAGUAUCAAGACCAAAUUAGCCAACAAACUGAGAAUAUUUUCAGACCUUCGUUGACUUUGGAACCGCCUUAUCACAACAGACGUAAUUCCGAGGAUGAAGAUUCUAAAGAGUUUGACGAUGAAGAGCAAGACGAAAAGAAAAAGAAGUAAAGGGCAGGUGUUAUUUAUUUCUUAGUAGUAUUUAUACGCUAGUACCUCUAUAUUACUUUUAAGCUUUAACCUUAUUUAUUCUUUGUUACGUUGUAAAUAUUUUGUUGUUCUUGUUUAUUCUAUGUAAGAAUGAAGAGAAAAUAUUUUUGUAAAAAAUGUAUCGUUGUUAAUAAAUCUGUGAUUAUU
This is a messenger RNA of Aethina tumida (small hive beetle), 2026 nucleotides long. RefSeq names its product calphotin. The record is from RefSeq and is a predicted model, not a curated record. The transcript is spliced from 2 exons. NCBI's taxonomy places the organism in Eukaryota, Metazoa, Arthropoda, Insecta, Coleoptera, Nitidulidae. Bases 56 to 1840 code for a protein of 594 amino acids.